GGUUGCGAACUUUCUCCAUCUUUCCGAGCUGACCAUCCGGGUUCACGGUGCAUUCAGGUGACCCCGUUUUGAAUAGGGAAAAGCAAAGAUCGCUUUCAACAAUGACCUGAAAAUGCGCUUUUACCUUCUCAUUUUCGCUUGGUCGUCACAGACCGCUGUACCUUAAACGGCCUGACAUUCUACAAAGUAUUGUUUUAAAUACUUUUUUGUUUUGAUAUUUGGUUUAUUCGGUCAUUUUUCCCGAGACAGGAUGGACUCGAAGUACACAGAAACGAGCAGUCCCGUUCUUGUGCACAACCCUUACCUCUGUGGGCUGAAAGAUGACAUCUUGUACCACUUCAGUCUGGGAACAGGGACACACAAUCUUCCAGCUCUGUUUGGAGAUGUCAAAUUUGUGUGUGUUGGGGGCAGCGCUUGGCGAAUGAAAGAGUUCAUUGAGUAUGUUGCUGCAGAGCUUGGGAUGCAAGACCCCAAAUCAGACUACCCUAAUAUUUGUGCUGGAACAGACCGAUAUGCCAUGUACAAAGUUGGACCUGUACUCUCUGUUAGUCAUGGAAUGGGAAUCCCAUCCAUGUCGAUAAUGUUGCAUGAGCUCAUAAAGCUCCUCCAUCAUGCACGAUGCACAGAUGUUACAAUCAUACGCAUUGGAACAUCAGGUGGUAUAGGGCUUGAACCGGGGACUGUCGUCAUUACCAAACAAUCUGUGGAUGCCACAUUCGUGGCCAAAUUUGAGCAGCUGAUCUUGGGCAAGUUAGUGGUCCGUGACACUGACCUGGACUACACCCUUGCUGAGGAACUGCUUCAGUGCAGCAAGGAGCUGGGCCAGUUCAAAACUGUGAUGGGAAACACCAUGUGCACGCUGGAUUUCUAUGAAGGUCAAGGCCGCUUAGACGGUGCAUUCUGCCUGUACACGGAGAAGGACAAGCACAAAUACUUGACAAAAGCUAAAGAAGCAGGCGUGUGCAAUAUUGAGAUGGAGUCAACAGUUUUUGCCGCCAUGUGUAAACUAAGCGGCCUGCGAGCGGCCGUGGUUUGCACAACAUUAGUGGACCGCCUAAAGGGAGACCAGCUGAGCAGCUCCAAGGAGGUUCUCCACAGCUACCAACUGAGACCUCAGAUCCUCGUGGGGUACUACAUUAAGAAACAGGUUGAAGCACUGAAAAUUCUUCACAGAUGACCACUUUUUGCCAUCAUGACUGUGAAUUCCUGAUGUCUCAACUUGAAAUAUGAAUGCACAUUUUACUUGAAUUAACUAUUUUUGUGCUGGUUCUUUUCCUAUUCAAGAGAAACAUCACUUUUUCUCAGUAUUGUAAUACAGUGCCUUGUUUUUAUUUGGCUGUAAUUUGUCAUUUCAAUAAAGCAUGCAGCUAUG
Molecule: messenger RNA, 1372 nt
Organism: Syngnathus acus (greater pipefish)
Lineage: Eukaryota; Metazoa; Chordata; Actinopteri; Syngnathiformes; Syngnathidae
Gene: upp1
Product: uridine phosphorylase 1
Exons: 7
Coding region: 251-1177 (308 amino acids)
Biological process (GO): nucleotide catabolic process; uridine catabolic process
Cellular component (GO): cytoplasm; cytosol
Molecular function (GO): uridine phosphorylase activity
Source: RefSeq, a predicted model, not a curated record